Quercus lobata is the source of this 2502-nucleotide messenger RNA. RefSeq lists its product as uncharacterized. NCBI's taxonomy places the organism in Eukaryota, Viridiplantae, Streptophyta, Magnoliopsida, Fagales, Fagaceae. The transcript is spliced from 2 exons. The record is from RefSeq and is a predicted model, not a curated record. Bases 816 to 2033 code for a protein of 405 amino acids.
UGACUUGUGGCUUUGUUGGACUUUGCCCCAUCUUUUUAUUUUUUAUUUUAAUGCAGGGUGUACAAGCUUAGUUGUAUGUUGAUAAUCAGUAGUAAAUGAUUGUUUUGUGAUGCAUUGUUGUUGAUUCUUUAAUUGAGAUUCCUUGCAAAUAGAGCAAAUUUGUGUGUUUCAACUCCUGUAUGUGGAGGUUUAAUUUGUUUUGAAAGGACCUCUUCUAGUUGCCUUCCUUUGGAAAGCAUUUUAUGCACUCACCUCUAGAAAUUUUCAUUAGAUCUAUGUAAUAUGGUUUGUGAUGGUAAGUUGUAAUGUCUGAGGGAAUUGUAAUUCAAGUCAUAGACUUGGAUUUUAUUUUUUGGAUUUGGAGGGGGGUGGGGGAAGGGAACACUUCAAAGCAUGUCAGAGAUGUGAUCAAGAAAUCAUUUUCUAACAGAGGAAAAAAUUUCCCAGAGGAUCUAUGCAGACUUUUAGAUUAAGUGGAAGAUUCUUAAAGUAGUUAGCAAACCAAUCCUUGCAGCAAUUGCUUAGAUAUAUAAUUGUAGGUCGAGGCAUUAAGUUGUAGAAUCUGGAGUAGCAGAUUGUGACAUGAGUACUUGUUUUCUUUUUUGGUUUGAAGCACAACAGAGAUGGAGCCAAGCAAGCCCUACAUGGUACCAUUUUUCAUAGGAGAAGCAAGUUCUUCAGAGGAUCUACGAUGGCUUUCAAACCAAGUGAAAGACUCAUGUGGUGAUAGCAAGCCAAUCUGCACUACAGUUGAAUACUUUAUGAUGGUGUAUAAUCUUGCAAGAUUUUAGUGUGGUAACAGCUUGACUACCAAAAUGCCAAAGGUUAGAAGAAAGCCUUCCUUGUCUGCUGAUCAGCCUAGGGCAUCUGCAUACCCUGAGCAAUGUAUACCAGAAGAACAAUUGGAAUCAGCCAAUGAUGUGAAAGAAUGGGAAGAAGCUAGAUGCCCAAUCUGCAUGGAACACCCUCAUAAUGCAGUUCUUUUAAUGUGUUCCUCCCAUGAGAAGGGCUGUCGGCCCUACAUGUGCAACACCAGCUACCGGCACUCCAAUUGUCUCGAUCAGUUUUGUAAGUCUUUUGCACCACAUGCCUCAAUAACACUACUGCAAGAAAUUCCUCUCACAAGCACAGACUCUCAGAGAAGGGAAGAUGGGUGGCAGCAUGGGCAAACAAUGCAUUGUGGGAGCCCAUUGCAACCAAAGCUUGUCUGCCCUCUUUGUCGGGGAGAUAUCCAUGGAUACAUUAUAGUAGAGCCAGCUCGUAACUUCAUGAAUUCCAAAGGAAGGAGUUGUUCUUCUGAGACAUGUGAUUUUACUGGGACCUAUUCAGAACUCCGGAAGCAUGCAAGGUCUGAACACCCUUCUGUCCGGCCAUCAGAGGUGGACCCUAUGCGACAAAGUGAUUGGACAAGAUUGGAAAGUGAGAGGAUCUGGGAGGACGUCCUUAGCUCACUUCAUCCGGAAUUUGGGGAAGAGGCUAGUGAAGAACACAUUUUCUCGGCUGGUCUUGAUGACUUUGCUGCGUUUCAUUUUGAGUUUCUUAUUUUAUCCAUUCUGCUCAAUUAUCCAAGUGAUGGAGAACAGUUGCAUAAUAGGAGAUCAGGGAGAAUGUCAAGGGUAGACUAUGAUUAUGAUCUGCAGGCCAGUCCUAUUGCUGGAAGGAACAACAAUUUGUUGUCAGACAGUAUGCCACAGCCGCGGCAAAUUGCUCGACGGGCACAUGAUUAUCCCAGUCGUGCCAUUAGGGGGGGGAGCAAUACAUCAGCACGUGUGCCUCUUCUACAACAAACAUCUGGGUGGUCAUCAGAAAGUAACUCCCAUUCUUCGUCAUCACAGAGUAGGUCCUAUAUUCCCUCCUACAGUAGGCCCCGCUUCCGGCAAAUGCCUGCACAGGCAUCUGGUAGUAUGCGGAGUUAUCCUAGGCAGUUAACCGAAAAUAUGCCCCAUUCCCGACGAUUGCAUUGGCGGGGUGAAAGACAGUCACCAUACGACUGGCGGUGUGAAAGAUGGUCACCAUACAAUAACCGGCGCUGAUUGCAAUUACAUUGUUACCAAAGUCGCUUUGUAAGUGGGCAGAUUUAUCAUAGGGUCAGGUUCCAAUUGUAAGUUAUCCAUAUCCUCGUUUUUUUUCCAUGUAAUAUAUAAAUUUCUUUUUCUUUCGUUGUUUUAGUAGCAUGUAAUCUUUUGAGGAUUGGGCGGAUAGAACAAGCUUUUUUUUUUCUUUUUUUUUCUUUUUUUUUUUAUUUGCAUUUCAGAGGAAGGAUUGCUGGAGGUUUCAAGUCUUUUUCUACUCUAGAGGUGAAAUAAACACUGAUGGUUCCUUUUGUUUCAAGGGACUGAAGAGGUAAAGUUAAAGUUAAGGAUCUUUUGGCCUGAUUGCUGGAUGACUAAGUUGUAUGCAUUACCUCGUUUUGUAUACUCUUUAGUGAAAUGCUUUGAUUGACAUUUUCUUAAUGUAUGGAUGUAUUUAUUCUUAGUUUCAUUGUGAAUAUUUUGCGUUUUA